Trichoderma reesei QM6a is the source of this 2099-nucleotide messenger RNA. It is a transcript of the gene ace2, whose product is annotated as transcription factor. Gene Ontology annotation, molecular function: zinc ion binding; DNA-binding transcription factor activity, RNA polymerase II-specific. The record is from RefSeq and is a predicted model, not a curated record. Bases 660 to 1685 code for a protein of 341 amino acids. The transcript has a single exon. Lineage: Eukaryota; Fungi; Ascomycota; Sordariomycetes; Hypocreales; Hypocreaceae. Gene Ontology annotation, biological process: regulation of DNA-templated transcription.
CUGGGAUCGUGGGAUGUGAUGAAAAAAAAAAGUCAAGGUGGCGUGGUUGUGCUUCCUUACUCCGUACAUGUACAGGGGAAUUGAGAUCUAUGCCUCAGUGCCGUAAGAGCACAGGUCGAGGGCAGUUCAAUGAGCUCCGGUGGCGACGUAAUUGAUGGCGGGGCCCGACAGCUGGCUGGGCCGUUCUAGCGGUGCUUUAGCGGGCGCUCCACUGAACCUGACAGGCUGCAGCAGCCCCGCAUCGCUAAAACGGCGAUGCAGAUGCUCACAUCAGUGGAACUGCCACUGUACCUAGGUAUUAUUCUCAAUAGGUGGAUGUACAUACGUGGACCGUGGAGGCGAUGGAGGCGAUCACGAUAAAUGGGCAGAUCCAGUAUUGGAGGCGAAUGCCUACAUGUAUCUUGCAUUUCCCAUCGGUCUCUGGAAAGCCAGACGUCUUGCAUAUUCUGAGUCUCGCCCUGGCAUCCCACCGAUGGAACUGUUUAGGCUAGGUACGCAAGUGCAAAGAACAUCGCCGUCCAUGGCGUGAUAUCGGUCCAUGUUGCCAGCAUGGCCCUACCGUAUCCGAGACUCCCCGCGGCUGCCCUGCCUGGGGCUUGUCGGACGACAUCUGCUCUCUCUCAACGCUGUGCAUCAUCGCGAUUCCCUUCUGAUUCGCCAUGGACCUCCGGCAAGCAUGUGAUCGAUGCCACGACAAGAAGCUCAGGUGUCCCAGGAUUUCGGGCUCGCCCUGCUGCAGCCGCUGCGCAAAGGCCAAUGUCGCCUGCGUCUUUAGUCCGCCAUCGAGGCCAUUUCGCCCUCACGAGCCCUUGAACCACAGCCAUGAACACAGUCAUAGUCACAGUCACAAUCAUAACGGGGUAGGCGUCAGCUUUGACUGGCUCGAUCUCAUGAGCUUGGAGCAGCAGCAGGAGCAGCAACAAGGCCAGCCUCAACAUCCUCCACCACCAGUCCAAACCCUCUCCGAACGGCUGGCAGCUCUUCUGUGUGCCCUGGACCGCAUGCUCCAAGCCGUACCCUCAUCCCUCGACAUGCAUCACGUCUCAAGGCAGCAGCUGAGAGAGUACGCCGACACCGUGGGAACCGGCUUCGACCUGCAGUCCACCCUCGACAGCCUCCUCCACCACGCCCAGGAUCUCGCCUCCCUCUAUUCCGAGGCCGUACCCGCCUCGUUCAACAAGCGCACAACCGCUGCCGAGGCCGACGCCCUCUGUGCCGUUCCGGACUGCGUACACCAGGACCGCACCUCGUUGCACACGACGCCGUUGCCCAAGCUGGACCACGCCCUGUUGAACCUCGUCAUGGCGUGCCACAUCCGUCUGCUCGAUGUCAUGGACACUCUCGCAGAGCACGGGCGGAUGUGCGCCUUCAUGGUGGCCACUCUGCCGCCGGACUACGACCCCAAGUUUGCGGUUCCUGAGAUACGGGUGGGCACUUUUGUCGCCCCUACCGAUACGGCUGCCUCAAUGCUGCUCUCUGUUGUCGUGGAGCUUCAAACGGUGCUGGUGGCGAGGGUCAAGGACUUGGUGGCCAUGGUUGACCAGGUGAAGGAUGAUGCAAGAGCGGCGAGAGAAGCAAAGGUCGUUCGUCUGCAGUGUGGGAUUUUACUGGAACGAGCCGAGUCGACGCUUGGAGAGUGGUCCAGGUUCAAGGACGGGCUGGUCAGUGCCAGACUGCUGAAGUGAGUCUCUCAUAUGGACGGCAACGGUGAGGGAUUGGCAGUUCCCUACAGUGAACAGUGAAUGCCGGGACAUGUUCUGCACGACUAGAACUCGGAUAUGAUGUCUGAUCACAGCCGGAAACGAGGGGCGACAGCUCUAACGCAGUACGGGGCUGAUGCUCAAGGAGCAGCCGCAGCCUGCAUGUACUUCGCACGUUACCUUACCUACAUGCAGUGAUUGGCCGGGCUCUUCGAUCGUCUCUGGGGCAGCAUCCUCUUCUCUAACCCUCUUGCGAAGCACUUACAGCUCAUGCUUGAGAUGUGGAUAUCGGAAUCUGAACAGAACUUGUGCCGUCAUGGGCUCGCGAACCCAGCCCACCUGCAUGUCUUGAAGUCAUCAAAAACAGACGAGCUCGACACGCGUCCACCCUCCCUAUGC